ACAAAAAAACAGGUCUCUUGCUACAGCAACGCGAGUAGGAGCACCAGGAACCCGGGCUUGGAGCAGGACCGUACGGAUUGUUUUAAGAAAAUGGCAGACAAACCAGACAUGGGAGAAAUCGCCAGCUUCGAUAAGGCCAAGCUGAAGAAAACGGAGACACAGGAGACGAACACCCUGCCGACCAAAGAGACCAUUAAGCAGGAGAAGCGGAGUGAAAUUUCCUAAGAGCCUGGAGGAUUUCCUGCCCCCGUCAUCUUCGAGACCCUAGUCCUGAUGCGGAGGAAGAGCCACCUGCAAGAUGGACACGAGCCACAAGCUGCACUGUGAACCUGGGCACUCCGCGCCAAUGCCACCGGCCUGUGAAGGGACCCCCCCGCCAAUC
Molecule: messenger RNA, 382 nt
Organism: Saimiri boliviensis boliviensis (Bolivian squirrel monkey)
Lineage: Eukaryota; Metazoa; Chordata; Mammalia; Primates; Cebidae
Product: thymosin beta-10-like
Biological process (GO): regulation of cell migration; actin filament organization
Cellular component (GO): cytoplasm
Molecular function (GO): actin monomer binding
Source: RefSeq, a predicted model, not a curated record